This is a messenger RNA of Macrosiphum euphorbiae (potato aphid), 801 nucleotides long. Lineage: Eukaryota; Metazoa; Arthropoda; Insecta; Hemiptera; Aphididae. The record is from the annotation of a GenBank genome assembly.
AUGGCAAACGAUACGGAAAUUCUUCACUAUUUAUGGAAUGGGAAGUUAGCUGUAUGCUUUCAAUUAGAUGAACAAGAAAUUCAUGGUAUACAAAAUCCAGAGCCAUUUUACUUGAUGGUACCUAGAAUGAGUUACUUUCCAUUGGUCUGCGAUAAAGUAAAAAAACAUUUUGUGAAGCAUGUGGAUCCUGAAAAACAAGAGAUGGAAAUGUGGUUAGAAUUUAAGAAUGUUCCAUUAAAAUGGAAUUAUCCUAUUGGUGUUCUUUAUGAUCUAUUUACAACCGAUGAUAAACAAGUUGAUCUACCAUGGAAAAUAACUGUUCAUUUUGAUAAUUUUCCUGAAGAUCAACUAUUGCGAUGCUCAUGCCGAGAAGCUAUAGAAUCUAAUUUUAUGUCAUCAAUGAAAGAAGCUGAUAUGCUUAAACACAGAAGUCAAGUAUUUUCUACAAUGCAACGACAUCAACACAAUCAAUUAUGGACUGGACUACUUAAUGAUAAAUUUGAUCAGUUUUGGUCAGAAAAUAAAAAACUUAUGGAACCAUUUGAAGGAAGUUAUUUUAAGCACAUACCAGUACAUUUUUAUCGAUCAGGAUCAUCAAUUAUGACACAAACACUAGUUAAGCCAGUUUCAGAAGAUGGAAAUCAAAUGACUUUGGGAGAACUGAUGAAACUGAAUUAUCCAUCAGUGGAUAAUCCUAAAGUUUUUACUCAUGGCAUAUGCAUACCUCAUGAAACACCAGUUCAAUGGAUGAGUGAACACAUGAGUUACCUUGAUAAUUUUUUACAUUUAGUCGUUAUCUAA